Molecule: messenger RNA, 783 nt
Organism: Solanum lycopersicum (tomato)
Lineage: Eukaryota; Viridiplantae; Streptophyta; Magnoliopsida; Solanales; Solanaceae
Source: RefSeq, a predicted model, not a curated record
AUGAAAAAUUCAAGUUCUAGCAAGAGAACUUCUGCAAAGAACAAACAUGCAUCAAUUUCGAAAGACCCAAAAACCCCAAAGAAAAGAAGUGGAAAGGAGGCACACGAUUAUUCGAUCAACACUGCCAACGAUGCAACUGUGGUACGGAGAACACAAUCAUGUUUGGCUGAAGAUUCUCGUGGUUUACCUGGUGUUAGUGAAAGCACCGAACGGAUUGAGAGGAGGGAGGCAUUUUGGUCUACAAUAAAGCCAGCUCGCUUUGGUAUGAAUAUAACUUCGAAUUCUCUGUUAGGUGUUGUUCGUUUCAUUACAUUUGGCAAGUUCAUUGCUCUUUUUGGUAAAACUCGUAUAGGGAGGUGGCUGCUCUUGAACUUCCCUUCAGUGUUCAAUCUUGGAUUUUUCAGGAAAAAGGGUCCUACUGAGGAUGAAGUGGCAAGUGCUACCUUUAAGAAGUGGUUUGUUGGACAGGGGUUUAGUGAUGGCAGCCUUGUGUCACAAGGAAACAGGAAACUUGAUAUGGAGAUAAUUACAAGAUCCAGAGUGCCCUUAUUUUUGCUCAAGGAACGAGACAAUCUUCCAAAAGGAGGUGUUUUCCCUCGUGGGAUUGUGUUUGGCCCGACAGACCUCCAAGACAGGCUUCAAGAGAAUGCAAUAUCUUUUGAUGUUAUUCCAAAGAAAACUGUCUACCGAAAUGGUUUGUCGAGUCCUGUGUAUCUUGAUUUCUGGCUGACCGGAGCAAAAGUUGGAGAUAAAGCUCUACUUUGUAGUAUAGAUCUCAAGUAG